AUGAAGAGCCUUUUUACCCUAUUUCUUGCUGUUGCCUCUGUACAGGCUAAACCGGCUGCAGUUAACCAGCCAAGAGACCUCACUGCCCGAGGUGUCGACAUCAAGGUCCAGUACUACACAGAUGGCGGCUGCAAGGACUACGCUGUAUCGUUCCACCCCAGUACCUCAAACUCGUGCUAUGGUUAUAGCUAUAGCAACACAAACAGCGCAAACAUCGUCAGCUGCAGUGGUCGCGGUACUGUCUGUUCUUGCUAUUUCUACGAGCAGGACAACUGCAAGGGCAAAUCCGCCCGAGCAGUUGCUCUUGAAGGAACGGAUGGCUCCACCUGCCAGAGUAAUUGGGGCAAGGGCUACAGGUCGAUGCAGUGCUACACCAACCAGUUUUAG
This is a messenger RNA of Fusarium sp. VM40, 387 nucleotides long. Lineage: Eukaryota; Fungi; Ascomycota; Sordariomycetes; Hypocreales; Nectriaceae. The record is from the annotation of a GenBank genome assembly.